UUCAUAGCUGUAACAUUGCUAAAUGCAAUUCCACUUUUUUUUAGAAAAAAUGUUGACGAAAAUCUCUUCCUAUUUCAGAUACGAUUUCACAGCAAGUAAAACUUUGCUCUGAGGUAGAUGAAGAGGUCAGCUAAGUAUAAACUCGGCUUAUCUAAUUUCUCAGACCCUCUUAAUUUGUUCCUAAAACAGUGCCUAGAGCACUAUUCAAUUGGUUCAGGGCUAAAGGAAGUAGUCGAAGGGGAAUAAUAGUUUUGUCUCCUGUUUAAAGCUGAGUCUCUUAGUGGAGGUAUUUGUCAUUUCGUGAAUAUGACUGGAGAUGAAGGUGAUUUCAAAGUUGUGGGUUGUUUUUCUUUUAAGUGCCUGGGGAGUUUAAAUCAGAAUAAGGGUUAAGCACUUAAAUAUCUUUCAGAAACUGAUUCUGUUGAAAGCAGAAGGAUUGAAGUCAGACAGUUUUUUGGAAAAUCAAAGCAGAUUAUCCCAAUUGCCUUGUCUGGCUUUUAUUUUAUUUAGAAAACAAUUUAGUGGAGUGGUUUCCUUAAGCAUUUAAUUUUUUUGUCUUUACUAAUGUUUUUCUGUAGCUCAGUGAAGUUAAUUGUUUUUGUGGUAGCUUCCUGUGCUUCCCAGAUACGAAAUGCUGUUUGCUGCAACAAAAUGGAACAUGUUUCUUGCAGUCCUUCUAAUGAUUUUCAUAUAACUGAAGAAGAAACUUCUUUUAGCCCUAGCAGCGAUUAAAAGCAGUCAGGACUGGAGUCAUAGCAUGAUGCAGCCAAAACAAGGAUAGUGUUAGGUGAUGCCAUACCUAAAACAAACUGCAGAAAUACUCUGUCUGCUCUACUACUCUUCCCUAUCUGAACUACUGUUCAGGUACUGCCUGUACAGUGUUUUAGAGAUGUUCUAAGAGCACAAGUUUGGUUGGUUUUUCUUCCUGUUUUAUGAAUGAGUUGACUGCAAAAACAUGUUGCAGGUAGUCUUGCACCAGAUAUCUGAAGCUGUUUUUACUUAAUUCAGCAGAAUCUGUCAGAUUGAGAGGGGAGGGAAUGUGUGAAGAAAUAGAAGGAAUCUUGGCUCUACUGAUAAUUGCAGAAAAGCUUUUAUUGUCUUUUGGUGGAGUGCAGUUAUCCAUGUCUUUAAGGCUAUUUAGUGAUGUCAAUGUAUCUCAAGGCAGUGAGGUAUUUUUUGCUUGUGUUUCAGUCUCUUAAUUGUUACAUAUUGUCUGUCAAUACACACAGUGGAUGCACAAAGAUUUAUAGUUUGGUUUCUGAUUGUAUAUUAGCUUGUUACUAUCUGUGGAAAAAAAUAUUUUUACGGUAUUUGUGAGAUAAAUAUGUAUUUGAAACAUAAAUACAUUUGAGAUUAAAUUGUAUCACCUGUUUUAAUAGACUAUAGAAACAAUGAAUGAAUUGUAUUCAAAACUGUACAAAGAGGCUGAGAAGAUCAAACAGUGGAAAUUAACUGUAGAAUCAGAAUUAAAGCAGAAAGAAAGGAAACUGCAAGAAAAUAGAAGGAUUAUUGAAGCCCAGCGUAAAGCCAUUCAAGAAUUGCAGGCCAGUAUUGUACAAUAUACAUUGAAUAUGUAAAGUAAAAAGGAAGUCCUUCCUGAUUUAGCAUAAAUAUUAUUUGUACAAUUAAGUAUUAAAGAAUGCAGCAGAGGUUGAAGAAAUUUUAAACUGUUAACGUCAUGACUGCAGAUAAGACCUUUGGCUACAUACUAGUCACCUAUGGCUCUACUGUUACUAAAGGAAAAGCCAUUUUUUAGUAAUAGUUUACCUCUUUAACAGUGUGCAUUCCAUUUUUGUAUGGUUUACAUACUGUGGUUACUCAGAAAUCUAUUCAAGAGUGAAUAACCUUUCAUCCUCCUGGUAUGUGUAAAGUAUGCUCAUGCAUAUUUCUGUUCUCAAAACAUACAGGAAGUAGUGCAGUCUGCUUUAUCCCAGUUUUUUAUCUUGCUGGUAGUGGACAGCUUUGACUGAAAUACAUAUUUUAGAUAAUUUAUUAGUCCUCUUUUCUUGAUGAUGAUUGUUAGUUUUCAUUGGCUUUACUAACCUAAGUCAUCUUUGAUUGACUUCUGUGUUGAGAAAAUAGUUCUGAGAAGGAGUGCACAUGUGCAGUGUGAAUGUAUGUAUGAAUAAUGUACCUGAAAAUAUUUCAGUUGUUGGUAAGUUACUGUUUUAUUAUUAUGUCUUUCAUACAAACAGUAAAAAAAUGUCUCAGCGUGUAAUAUCAGAUAAAAAAGAUUUCUGUCUUCUGAUGCAGAAAGUCACUUGCAUGCAAGAUUUGAAAAGUGAAAGUAUUUUUUAAUAUACUUUUCAAUAACAAUGUGUUUUUGUUUGUUUCCUAUGGGAUUAGUUUGAAAAUGAAAAACUAAGUUUAAAACUGGAAGAUGAGAUAUGUGAAAAUAAAGAUCUCUUAAAAGAGUAAGUAACAGACAAAUAUUUUUGUGAAAAUAAUUAGGUUUUGUGCUGAGAACUGUAUUAGUAUAGGAAGUUAUAUAUAGCUGUUAAAUUCUAAAGGUCAUCAGGACAUUUACAUUGUUACUAAUUUGGUAGGUAAAAUACUAUGCACCUCUGUUAAAAUAUAUUGGAUGUUUUUUCCCUCUUUUAGAAACAACGUUUCAAGGCAUCUGUGUAAUCUACUGAAGGAGACCUGUACUCACUUUACAGAGAAGUCCACCAAAUAUGAGCAUGAAAGAGACGAAACAAGACAACUAUACCUGGAACUUAAUAACAAUGUUGAAGUAAGUGACAACUUGUUAAAAGGCUCACGUGAUAUCAGUUGAGAUAUGAAUGAGCUUGCAAUGCUGUUUGUUAGCAGACUGUAAAUGUAAGUCUUUAUUACUCAAAAUACUUAGUUUUGCAUGAACUUCUAUAUUUAAUGUUAUUUUUAGAGAAUGAUAAUGGCAUUUGAAGAGCUUCGUGUGCAAGCAGAGAAUGCCAGAUUGGAAAUGUCCUUCAAGUGUGAGAAUUCUGUUAAUUGUGUUUAUGCUGUGGGCUUUACAAGUUUAUACCUUCAUUGCAUGUAGUUUCAGGCCAAAAGAUAUGAAGUGUUAGAAUGGGGAACUGUUAACACUGACAGGCUGGACCCUCUUUUAUUCAUGCUGCCUGUUAUUAAAUGCCUGGACUUUUUUUUUCCACAGGAUCAUAUUUGGAUGAUUAUUUUGGAAAUAGUUACUUGAAAUCUGAAGUACAGUCUAGUGAUCACUACUAAUUUUAUGUAGUUGGUUUAUGAAAAUAAUUAACUGGUGCAUAGCUACGGAAAUUUUAAUUACAUAUUUGCUUUAUUUAUGCUACUGUGUGUGUUUAUUCUUUACAUGUGCAUUUCUGUUACUUCCUUGUAACAAACAAUAAUUAGAAUAAUGGACUAAUUCUCUGGAAAGCUGGUACAAAAACUAGUCUGGUUAGAAAAUAAUUUUAAACAUGACCUCAACAAUUGCUCUUUAGGAGACAAAUGGUACAGGUGUACAGUUAUAAUGAUCUUAAACUGAAAAUUGUGUUUAACCUGAAGUAUAGUUUAGCUAGUAUAUUAACUGUGGAUAUUGCUGUAUCUCAAAAGUAAAAGAAGAAGCAGAAAAAAUGGACAAGUUUGAAAAAGAAUGCAAACUGGAAGUCAGUAUGAAGGAAAAGCAGGUUAGCUUAGUUUUACAAUCUUAAUAUGUACAGCUCUGUUCUUGAAACACGCCUUGCAAAUAUUUGAACUCCAUUUUGCUUUAUAUCAAAUGAAAAUAAUUACUUUAAAAGUAAUUGGUUGUAAAAUAUUUGUAUUUUGGAGGGAUGGAAGAUAAUAUUGUAAAUAACCUUUUGAUGGUAUGUUCCUUAUGUGUAUUUACUAAAAUGUGAAAUAGGCUGCUGUAUUGUAAAAAGGGACAUCUUAGUGACAGGAUUUAAAAGCAUCAUGUAAAUGCUGAAUACUCUUCCUGUUCUCUACACAUAUGCUGCCUUUGGAAGAGUGGUUUGUGCAGAAGCAUAAAAUUAGCAAAAGCAGCCAUCACUUCUCAUAGCUAGGAAUGCUAUAGUUCAUAUCUGGUAAGAAAUAAGGUGGGAAAAAGGAUUAUAAUACAUAUUAGACUCUAGGCUGGUAAGAGAGUUUGGGAAUCUGAGAUUUGCAUGUUUUUUGUAGUGGGGAUGAGGUAGCCAUGAUGGAAGACCAACUAAGCUGAAGUUUGUAAGCAGGAGUCUUGAGAAGCAGAGCAUCUCUCUGUAUUGGGGGAGGUCAGGAGUUGCUUUUUCUGAGGAUGGAUGUGAUGUUGCAAGGAGUGUAUCUGGGCAUCAGUAGAAAGGACAAAAAUAAUAGCUGAAGCCAUGUUUAAGUCAGAUUCUGCUAACUUUAGUGAUGUUCCAGUCUGUUGGAAUUGAUGUUUUGAUUUUGAACUGAACAGCUUUUUCAUAGAGAAAUAUAAGUUGAUCAAUAUUUGGCUAAUACCUUUUUUAACUUGAAUGACAGCCAUAUGUAUGUUAAUGAUACACAAUGCACAAAUGAAAAUGUCCUUUUUUUCUAGACUUAAUUAUGAUAGUUUUGUUAGAUUUCAGUUCUUACCAUACAGAAUGAUGAAAAAGAUGAUAUAAUAAGAGACAUCAAGACUCAGCUGCAUGAAUCAAAAAAUAAGAUUGCUGACUUAGAAGAAGCAAAAAGUAAGAGGUCUCUUUGCUAUGUUAAAAUAUAUUAUUGGUUAUGGAAGUGUAGGAAACAGGAUCAUGAUCAUUUUAGCCUGUUACUAGCGGGCAGCAGAAUUUCAGGGCCUUGCAGGCCAUAUUUUCAUUUGAACAGAAGAUGCUGAUGUGGCAUCAGGGCUGGUAGUGUAAUCUGCAUAUGUAUUAAAGUUAGGCCCUUACUUCAAAACAAAGAUUUUCUUCAGGCUUAAGCUUUACCCUCUUUUUGUGUUGAUGUGACAGCUUCAUUGUGAGGGAUUUUUCUUUUACUCUUCAAUAAACUCUCUUGUGAACAUGUAAAGGUACCAUAUACCCUGUUGUUCCUUUUUGUAACAGAACUUAAUUUUACCAGGACACUGGAUAACCCUGCCCCUGUUCUGGAUAUUUUUCCCAUUUCAGUUGGACUUGUAUGGGAAACAUGGCAUGAUAAUAAUUGUUUUUCCUAGUUAUUGGAUUGAUUGGUUUCAAACCAAGCUAGUGAAGGGUCUUCAAAGUAUAGUAUUUAUUCAAUACUCUAUAAAUAGUAGUCUUGUUCUGACAUAUUUUCACAUCUUUGCCAAAUAACUCUCCCCAGAUGUUAAGCUUUUAAAUAUCAUUUGCAAAUAGCCAAAGGAUUGACUGGGAUUGGAAAUAUAACUGUUUUGAAAGAGCUCUUUUUUAAGGCUCAAUCAGUGAGAGCUUUUGAAGAUUGCAAGGGGAAAAUACAUUGCUUGAAUUUUGCAAAUUUACAGUAAGGUGCCACUGAAGAAACAUUUCAGACCUUGAUUUUCAGUAUUUAUAAGCCAUUUAUAUUACAAAAUAACUAUCGUAUAUAAGUACUUUUGUUCUUUAUGACUGAGGCAAUUUUCAGCCUCCCGUGAGGAGUGGUGAGGUAGGUUUUAGUAUUGUUUUUGUGCCAGAUACAUGCGACUACAUUGUGUUAAAUUUUAUAAAUAUAUCUAGUACUACAUUUUGUUAUGCUGUUACUAAGUGGAUAAUCAUCUUGGAGGCUUUUUCCUUAACAAUGACAUGAAUACAUCAUGUAACUCGAUUAAGUUGUAGGAAUGUGUAUAUCUGCAAAAUAGAAAUGCAAGCAUUUUCUAGUAAAUAUCCUAUUUUUAAAAAAUGUAAGCAAAUAUCUUUUUGCUUAGGAAAUGAAGGAGAAAUAUUAAAGGCAUCUCAGAUCAAUCAAGAACAUUUGAGGGCAGAACUGGAAGAUGCCAAAGUUUCAUUGCAAAAAACAGAGAUUGGAGGAAUAUGAAGAUGAAUCAAAGCUACUUACCUUGGAGCUCAAAAAAAAGUCUGCUGAACUGGAAGAGAUGACUAAACUAAAACGUGACAAAGAAAUGCAACUUGAAGAGCUGUCAGAAACACUGAAAGAAAUCCAUGAUUUGAAAGUACAGCUGACUAGUACAGAUGAAAAGGAACAAAAUUAUUUAAAACAGCUUAUGACACUGAAUACAGAUCUUGAACGAGAAAUAAAUGAACUCGAGUCUUUGAAGCAGAAGAUGGCAAAGAAAGGUGAAGAGAUUAAAAGUAAACUGGAUGAAAGAGAAGAAAAUGCUAAGAGUAUUGAAAAUGAAAUGUCAAGAAAGGAUAAACAGUUGAAGAUUCUAGAAAAUAAGGUAUACAAUUUUUUUCAUGUAUUGUAGAAACUUCAUUCAAGAUUAUUUUUUAAAUUGUGAAGGUACUUUUUAUUCUUCCUAAACUCUGGAACCACUGAGGAACUUCUUCACUGCUAUUGUUGAUGAUAAUUUGGCCAGCAAAGUUUUUGUAGUUCUUUAUGGUUAAAACACCACUUAUUCUAACAUGUUAGCAUAUGUUUCAGUCCUAUUGAAUUAACCAGACUUGUGCAAAUGCAUGCUUAAGAAUGUUGACAGUAAUCUCUUAACACAGUCAUUUUUUAGGAGUUAAUUGACUAAUGCUUGAAACAUCUCUUCUUAGUUCAAUAAUUUAAAGAAACAGGUGGAAAAUAAAACCAAAUGCAUUGAAGAGUUGCAACAGGAGGUAUGUACAGUUCUUAAACAUCACGUAUUGAUAAAAGAAGUAACUGUUACCACAAAGUACCAUUUCAACAGUUUUGCUUGCUGAUACCUUUAGAUAUACCUGUGUCAUUUAUAAUACUCCUUUCUUAUCCUAAGUCUGAGAAGAUUAAGGAGUCAACUUUAGAACUACUUGAUUUGUGAAAUUAUCCUUACUUUUGAAAAUGCAAUUAAAUAUAUUUAAGAAAUUUUUGCUAUUUACAUUUAGUAUAUGGUAUUGAUAUACAUGAAGUAAUGACCUAUCUCAGGUACCAAGAGUAGAAAAGAUUUGUGCCUUAGGACAAAUAGUUAAUAACUGUACUGCAAAGAUACAUAACUUGUAUUUUUUGUCAUGACAUAUGCACAUUUUUUGUCAGCAGCAUCUGAGUUUUUCUUCCCAUUCUGCACCCUCAUUAUUCUCUGUUGUUGCCCAUGAGAAAUCUUUCAUAAGGUCAUGAAGUAACAGUAUUAUUAAAGUAAGUUGAGCACUCUUUUUGUUUGGAUAAUUGAUCUGGAAGCUGAACUGCACAACAAAAAUAGUUACUGGCUUGCUGAAAGCUGGAAUUCUGAAGGUUCUGAUGUUAUUUCAUUACAUAAUUCUAUUAACUUAUUAAAGUAUAGUGUUUCUUUUACUUUCUUUUAACAGAAUAGGGUACUGAAAAAGAAAAUUACUGCAGAAAGCAAGAAAACCAGUAUUUAUGAAGGGAAGGUAUGUUUAAAUAACUAGAUGUACAAGAUAUGAGGGGAAAGCAGACUCAAUGUUUUAAAUCCCAGUGUAACUGAAGAGAAUGUUAAGCACGUUCUUAAUUGUUUUAUGGAUCUGCAAUACAGAUUUUACAGGAAUGAUCCCAUCAUUUUUUGGAAGAUGCUUUCAUUUUUAAUCACUGGACACUGACUGGGCUAUCAGACAUUUGUAAGAGGAGGCCAUCACACCUCAAAGAAUUACGUUCCUAAAUCAGUCCCUUUUUUGAUGAUUGCUAGUGUACUGAACAUUAUUCAGUAAUGCCACCCUAUUGAAAUAGCAGAGUAAUUAAAAGAAAUAAAUAUACCAUUCACUCUUACUGUGCAGUGGAAAAUCCCUAAUUAGAAUAUUGUGUCCAACUGUGGGUAUCACGCUUCAAGAAAGAUGUAGACUGUUUUGAUGGUAUUAUGAGAAACUUGAAAGGAAAAGUUAAAACCACCAUGCACACUUGGAGGAAAACAUACCAUAAACCAAUUAAAAUCUUAAAUUGCUUGGCUAGAGAGGGAAUAAAAUCUCUUAUGUGUAUCUUUUUUCUAAUAAUUCACAGCAUUUGGGGUGACUGCUUAGGAAUAGAAUCUUCCUAUUUGUUUCAUACCAAAUUCUCUUUAAUGUUGUCAGCUAAAAGGAAAUAAUAUUUUGAUAACUAAAUAAAAAUUUGAAAAGAAACUUUCUAGACAAACUGUUUCCUUAACUCCUAAUUGAAAAAAAAAAAGUUUUAAUAGUAAAUGAAGUUGUACUGCUAAGUCUUAGGAGACCUAUAGGUUAUGGUUCAUUUUUUUACCUUGCAUUCCAUGCCAGCAAUACUAAAAAUAUUUCUUUUGUACGGAAGGCAGAAUAGUGUCAGAUUGCUAAUGGAUGAUUCCCUUAUAUUGGAAUAAUUGUGAUUGACCAGCCUCUAGCUUUAGGACUGUUAUUGACUGGGGUCCUCAAAACUGCCAUGGGCAGUCUUUCCUGUUGUGGUGUUGCCACUGUUGCUGAGUAUUUCCUAACUCACUUUAGGCCAAAGUUAAACUCUUUAUGAAAAAAGCUGAACAUUAAAUAAGAAACAGUUCAGUCAUAUACCUGAAAAUAAGAGUGGUUCUGAUUGAAAAUAAAAGGUUAAAAAAAAAAAAAUUGGCAUAUUUAUUUCUAAACAAAUAACACCAAUAAUUCUGCAUUCUCAAAAGGUGAAUAAAUUACAGUUAGAGAUGGAAAAUAUGAACAAGCAACAUAAGGAAGCAGUUGACAUCUAUAAAAAAGAGAUUGAAACAAAAAAUGUAAAUGAAAAUAAACUUAUUGAAGAGGU
Molecule: messenger RNA, 8670 nt
Organism: Apus apus (common swift)
Lineage: Eukaryota; Metazoa; Chordata; Aves; Apodiformes; Apodidae
Product: synaptonemal complex protein 1-like
Exons: 7
Coding region: 5840-6274 (144 amino acids)
Biological process (GO): lateral element assembly; chiasma assembly; meiotic DNA repair synthesis
Cellular component (GO): synaptonemal complex; central element; male germ cell nucleus
Molecular function (GO): double-stranded DNA binding
Source: RefSeq, a predicted model, not a curated record